Molecule: messenger RNA, 2305 nt
Organism: Pleuronectes platessa (European plaice)
Lineage: Eukaryota; Metazoa; Chordata; Actinopteri; Pleuronectiformes; Pleuronectidae
Gene: gm2a
Product: ganglioside GM2 activator
Exons: 4
Coding region: 144-716 (190 amino acids)
Biological process (GO): lipid transport; ganglioside catabolic process
Cellular component (GO): cytoplasmic side of plasma membrane
Molecular function (GO): enzyme activator activity; lipid carrier activity
Source: RefSeq, a predicted model, not a curated record
AGUAGCUCUCUGCAGCCUCGGCUUCCGCCUAACGUUUUUAUAAAGGCUCGCAGGCACUGCAGCAGGAUUCAAACCCUCCACUCCAGAGGACUGACCGGGUGUGUGAGCAGAGGACUGACCGGGUGUCAGCGUCACAGACCGGGAUGGAGAAGUGGCUGAUGUUGGCGGUGUCUCUGACUCUGGUCCUGGAUCAGGUGAACUGCAGAAGAGUCACUAAGGCUCAGAUUCUGGGGUUCGACUGGAAGAACUGUGGGAAGCCCGACGCUCCGGCGGUGCUGAGCGCUCUGACCCUGUCCCCGGACCCCAUCACCAUCCCAGGAGACCUGACGGCCUCGGCCUCCGGAGCCACCACCGUGGAGCUGGCCACCCCUCUGUCUGUGACCCUGACCAUGGAGAAGGAGGUGGCCGGCUUCUGGGUGAAGAUUCCCUGUGUGGAGGAGAUCGGCAGCUGUCACUACCCGGACAUCUGUGAUAUUCUGAGCCAGCUGAUCCCACCGGGUCAGGACUGUCCCGAGCCGCUGCACACGUACGGACUCCCCUGCCGCUGCCCCUUCAAAGCCGGCUCGUACUCUCUCCCCAAGUCCGACUUCUCCCUGCCCGACGUGGACCUGCCGUACUGGCUGACCAAUGGGAGCUACCGUGUGCAGGGCGUCCUGGGCAGCGGGGGGGAGGAGCUGGGCUGCCUCAAGCUGGCUCUGUCCCUUCACUCCACCUGAACAACAACACGGACCGACACAAGGUUUUUCUUUGUGUGUUUUUAUUUGCAUGCACAAAAAGAAAAUUUGGAAGUGAAAGCUGAAGUUGCACAAAGUCCUGAAACUGGUUUAACAAGACACCAGACACGUGUUACACAUUAACCUGCAGAAUAACAAGCGUUUGUAAAGUCCAACCACGACAAAUAUGGUACGGAGAUAAUUUUUUUAUGCACAAAAACUAGUUUCUCCUGUUUGUUUACAUUCAUCUGAGCCAUCAAACAUUCAAUUAGCCAGUAACAGCUUCAUGUUCCUGCUACAGACAAAGAUCCAUUCAGCACCUGAACUUUAAAAUAACGUUUCAAAAGCUGAGAAAACAAUUAGUAUUUCAUAUUUUCUUCAGUUCUCCAAGAAAUUAAAACUGGAGCUGAUUCAAAGUGACAGAACGUUUAAAAUAUUUUAGAGUCAACAUGAAAACAAAGCUCAGAGGAAUCUAAAGGUUUCUGUCUGAUCUGUCUUUUGCACUGGAUAAAUUAUCUCUUAUGUCAAAUACUGAGAAAAAUAUUUUAAUUUCAACUCUCCAGGCAUGAGCCUAAUAAAUUAAUACUUUUCAAAAUGCCCAAUACAUAGUUCAUAUAUUAGGUUAUCUAAACAUUUAAAUUGGAUAUUUACUUUAUCAGAGUGAGAAACAUAAAAUGUGAAAAUAGAAAUCGCCCAGAAAGGUCGAGAGGAAGUUGAAAAGUUGUAGAAAUUAAAAAUGAGAAGUUUGAACAAAGAACCAAAACACAUUUAAAUGAACUCAACACGCUGCUGUGGUGAAGCUUGAGGAACAGAAAGAAUUAGUGAUAACCAGAUUAAAACAAACAUUUAUCUAAAGAUUAAAAUGUUUGUCCUCUUCUGGAUUUGAAACCUCUUGGUUUUAUUCUGUGAAGUCUCAGUUUCACAUCCUUGUUUUCAGAUCCUCUUCAUCCGGCUUGUUUAUAUCUGUGGUUAGAAAGUAAGAAGUUUCUGAUCCUGUUUGAUUCUUUGGCCUCAACGUGAUUUGAAUGAUCUGUCACAGCAGUAACAUGCGAUACUGAGGUACGACCAGGAGAGGGCGAUCUUCUCAUGUCUGCUGCAGCUCAGUCACAUUAAAUCAAUCUUUUAAUUCUUCACUCUCACUUUUCACUGUGAACAAACAGAACAAAAACAUUUAUUUGAAAUAACGAACUUCCUCAGAAUUCAACUGUGUCAAAGUGUUUUUUUAAACAUUGAUUUUCACUCUGUAAAACUUUUAAUUGUCCUUUUUUAUCUAAAUGAAAAAAAUGUGAUUAAAUCAAUAAAAAAAAUUGUUUAAAUCAUAACUUUCAUAUGUAAUUUUGAGCUAGACUUAAGAUUAAUUUUAUUUGAAUGUGUUUGAGUUUUGAAAUUUGAGAUUUUCUUUCUAUUUCCUUUUGUACCGAGUUCCUGGUUCGAUGCUGUCGUCCAUUUCAGUGCAACUUUGUAGAUUCUUUGCUAGAGAAUAAAAUGAUGAGUUAAAGUUUAUUUUUAUUGAAUUAUGAUUUUAAAUCACUUGUUUUUCUACUGUGCUGAUGAACAAUUAUGAACAGAUUUUAAUAAACUCAAUUAAAGAA